AUGUCAACGAACCAAACUCUUUCUGCUCCAGUUGCGGGAGCAAAAUGUUUCAAGUUGAAGGCUGAGUCAAUGCUUUCUAAAACGAAAGCCUUCGAGAAGGCCCUGACUGCCGACAAGCUCCAGGAAAUGAGCGUGGAGGAAUUGGAGCUUCGUGUUCAUCGCCUGGACGAGAUCAAGACUGCCUUUUGCCAGAUCCAUGACAGACUUGAGCGGCUGGACUUUAGUGAAAUUGGUAGUAUGGUGCGCGAUGACUUCGAGGAGCUUAUCAUCUUAUCAAAAACAAGAUUGAAUAUUGAAUUGCGUAAGCGAAAAGGGUCAAAGCAUCAUAGCCUUUUGCACCCUGGCUCUCAGCCUUCGUCCGAGGUUCAGCCAGCUCCUGUGGCGGGUGAUGAGAAGAGUUCAUAUUCAAUCGGCUCUAAAACCAUUUUGCGAGACUUCUACGUUAACGAUUUGACCAUUGGAGGGCAAUCAACACAGGAGGUCCUCGAAAUCAACGACGUCCGUGAUCAAAUUCCUGACUUGGAAAAGGAAACACUCCUAAAGUUUGACGAUGGCAGCGACAUUACCAAGACACUGGGUCUUGCCUGGAACCCUGCAGCGGAUGUUCUUCGUUUUUCUUUGUCUUCCACACAGGUCUCUUCAAAGGUUUGCGAUGAGAGCUUUCCCCAGGGACUCAACACAUCAUGGCGGAAGUUGCUAUCUGACAUGCGUCGUACCCAUCAAAUGGAGAUUCUUCGACGUGCGUUAGAUGCAACAGCUGAUGGCGAACGAGAGGUGCAUCUACUUUUUUCAAAGUCUCGUGUGGCACCUUGGAAGACUCUCACGGUUUCCAAAUUUGAGUUCUGCACUGCCUUGCUACUAGCGCAACUGAUGCGGGACGUACGCAACAUGAAGCUCUUCGUUUCUGCUGAAGCGUUAUCAUCGAUAAGCUAUGAACCUUUACGAUUUCAAGUAUUUGUUACUAAUCAAGUAUCUUUCGUUAAAAAGCUAUCCAGUGGCAUAAAUAUACCGACUGACUGCAAUCCAACCGACAUCUUCUCAAUAGAAGCUUCCCCGAGAGAGCUUCUGGAAUCUGCCCUUUGGUUCAGAGGCCCAGCGUUUCUUCUCAAGAAUCAGCGCGAUUGGCCUGAAUCUUGUUUACCUGUUAAGACUCCUCCCGAGUUCAGAAAGCGCAUUUUGGUUGGCGUCUCUACCAAAGUGGAUCUACCCUUAAAACGCAAUCUCGUGAACUCCUGUCAAAAGAUGACCCACACUUUCGGAUUCGAAUACAAAUUUGGACACCGUAAAAGACGACCUGGUUUUGCCGUCAAACAUGUCAAGAUGGGCACUCAGAUGCUCAUCAGAUGUAUCCAAAUGAGCAACCUGGCUGAUGACUACUGGAGACUGCAUUCUAAGCAGCAAAUUUCAUCAUCCAGCCCGUUGUCCUCUCUAUUGCCAUUCAUCGAUAGCUUCGGUCUGAUGCGAGUUGGUGGCCGUCUACAGAAUUCGUCCUUGGAUUACAAUGCGCAGCAUCCUGUCAUACUACCACGCCAGCAUCCAGUUACACGUGCCAUUAUACUGGACUUGCAUCGGAGAAACUUGCAUUCUGGUCCACGAGCUCGGCUCGCUCACAUGCGCCUUCAGUUUUGGCCAAUAGGUGGCCGGAAAACAGUGUCAGCUGCAGCGUCCAAAUGCGUCAUUUGCUUUCGUGCCAAACCACAGCUUUCUCAACACAUAAUCGCUGACUUGCCCAAGGAUCGUGUAAACGCCACGUCUACGUCCAUGGUUACUGGUCUGGACUUCUGCGGCCCAUUUUAUUACAAAACCGGAGUUCGAAACAAGGUGCCUGUGAAAACGUACAUCUGCGUUUUCAUCUUUUUUCGCGACGAAAGCGAUCCAUCUGGAGCUUGUCCAGGAUCUUUCGACACCAACAUUUUUGGGAGCACUGAAGCGGUUUAUUCUCACCAGAGGCAAACCUGUCUGAAUAUGGUCGGAUAA
This is a messenger RNA of Drosophila ficusphila, 1977 nucleotides long. RefSeq lists its product as uncharacterized. NCBI's taxonomy places the organism in Eukaryota, Metazoa, Arthropoda, Insecta, Diptera, Drosophilidae. The coding region runs from base 1 to 1977 and encodes 658 amino acids. The transcript has a single exon. The record is from RefSeq and is a predicted model, not a curated record.